Messenger RNA from Vanessa atalanta (red admiral), 4618 nucleotides. RefSeq names its product chaoptin. The transcript has 7 exons. Bases 229 to 4284 code for a protein of 1351 amino acids. NCBI's taxonomy places the organism in Eukaryota, Metazoa, Arthropoda, Insecta, Lepidoptera, Nymphalidae. Gene Ontology annotation, molecular function: protein binding. The record is from RefSeq and is a predicted model, not a curated record.
GCGCAAGCGGCGGACUGCUUACAAACUUGGGUCUCUGUCCUCACACGCUCGACUGCGUUCGCGCAUCAACAUUCCAAUAACUUAUUUUUAAACGAAAGCUUCCAUUCCAGUGACAUAAACGAAUGUAAAUAGUGCCUCUGAAACAAAUACAAGAUUUACAUGGAUUCCUUGUAUUUGUGAAAUUAUUUGUGAUAUGUGAAAUGUUGCGGAUUUUUCUUUCGAGUUCGUAUGACGGAGUGGCUUAAGUGCUUCGACGAAGUGUUUGUGGAUACCAAAAGCUUUGCCAGUCGGAUGUUCGGAGCGUCAAAGAUGACGAUGUGGAUACUUCUGUUACUCUUCACACCGUUUGUGGUCGGCCAGCAGCCAUGGGUGCCGUGUUCGGAACUGAACGAUGACCUUCGUUACCCUUGCCGGUGUCGAGUACAAGUGGACAGAGCCCUACAGCUGCGUAUCUUGAUGAAUUGUGACAGGGUCGUUUUUGCUGGAGAUUUUCCACCGUUACCAUAUGGGGCACCAAUUGUCUCGUUCAGUCAGAAAUGGGCUGGUCAGCAAUCUUUGCCAACACAAAUAUUUUCAUCAUACGGCCUACCACUUAAAGAAUUGGACUUCUCUCAUAAUAGUCUUCGGCGUCUACCCGAUCGUCUUCUAUCAGGAAUUCGUGGCAACAUAACCAAAGUAGUUCUAGCAGACAACCUGCUUGGUGAUAAUCUGAACCCAAUAUUCUCUACCGCAGAGUUUCAUAACUUACCAGCCCUGGAGGAGCUAGACUUAAGUGGAAAUAGUAUAAGAGGUCUGGAAGAGGGUCUCUUGAUAGGGUGUGAUGUUUUAAAAGUAUUACGCCUGGACCGUAACAAUAUGAAUUUCGUUCCAUCUUCCUCACUCAACGGCCCACAGUCAUUAAAAGUUCUCUCGCUCAGGGAAAACAGAAUAGGUACAAUAAGGCAAGCGACAUUCGUUUCACAGAAGACACUUGAGGAAGUUGAUUUGCAUAGUAAUAUGGUUUCGACGAUUGAGGGUGGUGCGUUUAUUAGCCUGAGCGAACUACAAAGCCUCGAUCUUGGCCGUAACAGGCUCUCAAAGUUCAACAGUGAUGUAUUUCAAGGAAUUGAGAACUUGGAAAAAUUGGAUCUCUCUGAGAAUUUCAUAGCAGAUUUCCCGACCGUUGCCCUUAAGUCAUUCGCGAGCCUCAAAAAUUUAAAUCUAUCCAGCAACAUGAUAUCGAAUAUGGAUCCAAGUCAUCUUAACUCCUUGACCUCAUUGCAAGUAUUGGACUUAAGUAGGAACAACCUGGUGAAGCUGUCUCCUGGAACUUUUGUGGGUCUCACCGAUUUACGUUAUUUAGAUGUUGGAGUCAAUUCACUGCGAACCGUUGAAGAUGAUGCAUUUGACGGUUUGACAAGUCUUCAAACACUUUUGCUGAGGGAUAAUAAUAUUCUUCUUAUUCCUACAACUGCAUUAUCUCGGCUACCAAGCCUUACAUCUAUACACUUGGGCUUUAAUAGAGUAACAGCUCUUUCAAGCGAUAUACUGCGAGCAGUCUCAGAUAGAAUUAAUUCGUUAGUAUUAUCAAGAAACGUUAUCAGAGAGCUACCACAAGGUGCAUUUGAGCAUUUUAAAAAUUUAAGACAUUUGGAUCUAUCAGGAAAUCUCUUAAACACUAUAUCAGCGGAAGUUUUUAGUGGAUUGGAGACUACUUUAGAAUUUUUAUCGUUAAAUCAAAACAGAAUACUGGGUUUCACUGGGCAGCAGCUCAAGUUUGUUAAUCUUUGGUUUUUAGAUAUUUCUGGAAAUCAAAUGUCGGAAAUUCCUAUUGAUGCUUUUCAGUCCAUCCCGAGUUUAACGCAUCUCAACAUGAGUCACAAUUUACAUAUCAAUGUUUUGCCACAGAGUGUAUUCAACCAAAAUGAUGCUUUGAUUUCAGUUGACAUUAGCCACGUUGGAUUAAAAGCACUUCCAGUUAAUUUGUUUUCAAAAAAUCACAACUUGGAACAGAUUUACCUAUCUCAUAAUAAUUUACAAGAAAUAUCAGAGAAUUCUUUUAAGAACCUCAAAAAUUUAACGCAUCUUGAUCUUUCGUAUAAUUAUAUCGUGACGAUAAGAACUCCAGCAUUUGUCAAUGUGAUGUCCAUUCAAUAUUUAUCGUUAAAAGGCAACCAAUUAAACGCUUUUAAAGGAGAAUUCUUCAACACGGGAACAAGCUUAGAAGUUAUUGACGUUUCGGAUAAUCAGUUAAGCUACCUAUUUCCUUCUUCGUUUAAAAUUCAUCCUCGACUUAGAGAAAUUAUACUGACGAACAAUAAGUUUAACUUUUUCCCUUCUGAAUUAAUAAGUACUUUACAGUAUUUAGAACUAGUAGAUUUAUCUGGAAACGCUUUGAAAAACGUUGACGAACUUGAUUUUGCGCGUCUUCCAAAGUUAAAAUCAAUUUUGCUGGCUAGAAAUGAACUCGAAUCUGUCAGUGAAAUGGCAUUCCAUAAUUCCAGUCAAAUUCAACAUUUGGACCUAUCAUACAACAAAAUUGAUCGUAUUGGAGACAGGCUAUUUGAAGGUCUCAUAAGACUAGAACAUUUAAAUUUGGCCGGAAAUCUACUAACUGAGCUACCAGAUAACGUUUUUGAUAGGUCCAGACUUCAUAUGCUCGAAUCGAUUACACUCAGUCACAAUUUAUUUGAACAAGCUCCCCUUAAGGCCUUGCAAAAACAAUACUUCUUUGUGUCGUCGGUUGAUCUGUCACAUAAUGAUAUUACCGAUAUACCAGCGGAGGAUAGCGUGAUGGUAAAUAUAAAAAAAUUGGACCUCUCAUUUAAUCCUUUGUCUGAAAAAACGAUUAACAAUGUUUUGACCGAACCAAAAACUGUUAGAGAUUUAAACUUAGCGGGAACUGGCAUGAAAUCGGUCGGCCAGCUAGAAACACCAUUUUUAUAUAAGUUGAACUUAUCAUAUAACAAUAUUACUAAAUUAUCUGAGAAAACAUUUACCAGAACUACUUUAUUGGAAUCAUUAGAUCUCUCGCACAACCAGAUUGGAGAUAUAUCUAAUUCAUUAGCGAUUUCUUGGCCAAAACUAAAAAAUCUUCAAAGACUAAAUGUUUCUGAUAAUCCUGUUAUCAUGGUCUUAGAAGGCAAUUUUGAAGGUCUUUCGUCACUUCGAAUACUGGAUUUGAGGAACUUAGAGAAAUGUACAAAAAUUGAAAAGAAUGCCUUUAGAACAUUGGCUAAUUUAGUGGAACUUCGUGCUUAUGGAUAUCCAAGAUUGGGCUACUUUGAUGUUCAGGGUGCUUUACAAUAUGUAUUAGCUCUUGAAAAAUUAGACGUUGAAGUAAAAGAUACUAACAUUGGUGCUGAUCAAUUACAUUCAACAUUACAUCCACGCCUGGAAGAAUUAGGAUUAAGAGGCAACCGAUUAAAGACAGUAUCAUCUGGUGUACUGGCGGGUCUUAAGGCACCCGCUAUAAUAGUCCGUUUUCGGAAUACUUCUGUUUCAAAUCUUCCACCAGCAUUAUUAUUUCCUUUGCCACGUUCAUCGCGUAUAACAAUUGACGUAGGUGGAAGUCAACUAUCUACUUUGCAGCCACAAUUAUUGGUUGCACUAGACGAUCGUCGAGCAGAUCUGUCAAUGUUUGGCUUGGACACAAAUCCUAUCCGCUGUGAUUGCAACUCAAGAGCUUUGAGACGCUGGAUUCCAACUGUAGGCAUUGAAGAAGUCCGAUGUAAUUCUCCAGAUCAUUUAUCUGGAUUUUUACUCGUUGAGAUAGGGGAUGAUGAGUUAUCCUGUGACAGUAAAAGAAGAACCACAGCUACGUCUUCUAGUGCUUCAACGACUUUACCACCACGACUUGUACAUCGCACCUCUGCCGAACCUGACAUUAUCUGGUCAGUCGCUCCAUCGCACGAACGUCCAAAAGUCGCUGGUGAACCAAAAGGAGCACCUGUUAUUGGUGUAGCCACUUCAACAAAUGAUGAUAACCUAAUAAUCGGAAUAGUCGGUGGAGUGGUCGCAUUUAUAGCUAUACUGAUUGUUGCCAUAUGUAUCGUUCGUUUGCGGAUGACGACGACUUCGUACAGAGGUGGUCCAUUAGCUAAUAGUCCAGGGGCAGGUGCGGCUCAAAUGUGGGGUGCAGCUUGGCCAGGCUAUGCAGCUACGUUGCCUCCACCAUCGUUAUCUACCGCUACAUUGCCCCACAAAGUUCAAGGUGGUCCGGGAUCAGUUCGGUACUUAGCACCACCGCCACCAGCACCUUAUUUCAUAAGCUUGCCACCGCAUGAUGAUAAAAUUUAUCGGUAAUAUCAUCAUUCCAUUUGUGUUUUCAAGUAUUGUAAUAAAAUAUACCCUGUAAAUAGAAUACUAAUAAAUUAUUGGAUGUGGUCCUUUCGAAAAUGACGCUUGUAAUUUGUGUUUUAUUUUAAUAACAGUGUCAAGUGUUGUGCUUACUGUUUGUUUAUUAUUAUAUUAUAUUGUGAAAUAUUCCAUACGUUGAAUUGGUAAUUAAAUAUAGUUGAGCUCAGGCUAGGUUUGAAUUAUCUAGUCACAAGUUACAGGUCGGGUCCACGAGAUUGCUUGAACAGAUUAAAAUACAGCACGAAUUUUGUAUAAUAUAAUUUAUUAAGCAUAAAACUUC